ACUGAUGCAAUCUUUAAAACUAUCAAGGCAUCCUCUAAAUGUACAUUUGUAUCUGUUGCCUGGUGUCUUAACAACAAUAUCAACUGCUUUACUUCUUCUAGGAGGCAUUUCUUCAGUGAUAAAAGUGAUAAAAAAAAAACCUAGACAAAAAUCUCAAAUUGCAUUUCCCGAGAUUGAAAAGACAUCAUGGGUGAUAAAUUCCAAAGGUGAAUACGUUUAUAAGGAUACAAAAUGUAAUCC
Messenger RNA from Dentiscutata heterogama, 240 nucleotides. Lineage: Eukaryota; Fungi; Glomeromycota; Glomeromycetes; Diversisporales; Gigasporaceae. The record is from the annotation of a GenBank genome assembly.